Molecule: messenger RNA, 933 nt
Organism: Aspergillus ochraceoroseus IBT 24754
Lineage: Eukaryota; Fungi; Ascomycota; Eurotiomycetes; Eurotiales; Aspergillaceae
Exons: 2
Coding region: 431-646 (71 amino acids)
Source: RefSeq, a predicted model, not a curated record
ACGACGGCGUGUCGGAUGUCUCCUCGACGGACCUUGUUUGCGAUACCACUGUUAUUCGUGCUCUCGGGGCCAAAGUUUCGUUGCUUCUGGACGACCACCACGAUCCGGUCGCCUGCAGUAAUGUAAUCAUAUAGGAAAUCAUGUUAGAUGCGUAUUCAAACCAACAGGCAGAGAUCGGUGGAGAAUCACGCACCGACCGUUGCUGGACGCUUCUUUUUCAGAACGUUCACGCAUUCGACCACGGCGGCACCGGAGUUGUCGAUGCAAUUCAGCAUCGUCUUUAAUUGAAUCAUCUUGUCUGUCUGCCGUGGUUCUCAAAAAUACCCCCGAAUACAAAUGGAAGCCCAAUCCAUGUCGGCGCUCCGAGAGAUUUCCAGGCGGAUCCCGGGUAGGAAAGUUUCCCCGACCGCCGGCCCCAGAGAGGCAACCAAUGACGGGCCUGCAUUUCCAGGCAGUCAUAGCCCAGUCUGCCUGCCUGCCUGAGACUCUCUCCAUCAUCGCCUCAGGUACUCUUUGUCUUCGUAAAUGUAGCCCAGCCCCCUUCACCUGUCAGAUGCGCUCAUAUUACUACUCCCUAUUCACAUUGGGUCUGGCUUUCACUUCCAUUAUGAUUGUUGACCUGGAAUCCACUGUGUUUCCUUCGUAAUUGUAUUAGACACCACGCUCCUUUGGGGAAAUUUUUUCUCCCCUCAAAAAUAUACUGUACUGGGUGGGAUCCCCCCCCCCAUUUUCCGCUCUCCCGCUCUGUUCCCCUGGACGCAUUGACCCUUCUUAACACCCAGACAAUUCGCAACACUCCCUCAACACGCACUCCUCUUGGAUUUUAUGGGGGUUCUGUGAUCUCGUAAAUUACGAUGCCGUCCUCGAAGGCGCGAUCUAGUCCCUCUGUGGACCGGCGCGACCGUCUGACGCUCGCAAAACUGGCCAGCUAUG